AGAUUUAAAUAGCCCAGGCCUGAGGCAGCCAGGCCGCAGCUGUGAGCUCUGGCUUCCCUGUGGCUCUGUUGGCGCUGGCCUGGCAUUGGUGGGCUAGAUUGGCUGCCCAGCUGGCACUGGCAUCCCCCCGGAGCCUGGUGGCAGCGGAGGUAAACAGCAUGUGCAAUCCUCCACUUUAUAUUUAACAGCUGCCGUGGAGAAGGCAGGGAGGCAGGCAGCAGUGGCGGCUCUCAGGGCAGAUCUUGUCUUCGGGGACAAGGCCCUCGGAGCUGACUGGCACCAGCCUUCUCAGGGUGAGUGAGGUCACCAUGCCAGCUUCCCAGAGCCGGGCCCGUGCCCGGGACCGAAACAACGUCCUCAACCGGGCCGAGUUCCUAUCCCUGAACCAGCCCCCCAAGGGGGCCCCAGAGGCCCGCAGCAGCUCCGUCAGGAAGGCCUCAGGCCCCUCAGCACAGCCCCCACCGGCUGGCGAUGGGGCCCGUGAGCGACGCCAGUCGCAGCAGCUGCCGGAGGAGGACUGCAUGCAGCUGAACCCCUCAUUCAAGGGCAUCGCCUUCAACUCCCUGCUGGCCAUUGACAUCUGCAUGUCUAAGCGGCUGGGAGUAUGUGCUGGCCGGGCUGCAUCCUGGGCCGGUGCCCGCUCCAUGGUCAAGCUUAUUGGCAUCACGGGCCAUGGCAUCCCCUGGAUUGGGGGCACCAUCCUCUGCCUGGUGAAGAGUAGCACCUUGGCCGGCCAGGAGGUGCUUAUGAACCUGCUCCUGGCCCUGCUCCUGGACAUCAUGACUGUGGCCAGCGUGCAGAAGCUCAUCAAGCGGCGCGGUCCGUAUGAGACGAGCCCUGGCCUCCUGGACUACCUCACCAUGGACAUCUACGCCUUCCCUGCCGGGCAUGCCAGCCGCGCAGCCAUGGUGUCCAAGUUCUUCCUCAGCCACCUGGUGCUGGCGGUGCCCCUGCGCGUCCUGCUGGUGCUCUGGGCCUUCUGUGUGGGCCUGUCCCGGGUGAUGAUCGGCCGCCACCACGUCACGGAUGUCAUCUCAGGCUUCGUCAUUGGCUACUUCCAGUUCCGCCUGGUGGAGCUGGUCUGGAUGUCCUCCAACACCUGCCAGAUGCUCAUCUCCGCCUGGUGACCCGCCAGCCUCGGCUGCUCCAGGGCAGGGUGGCUGUGGGGGAGAGCUGGCCCCGCUCCCUGGAGUUGGAUCUAGCCGCCCCAUCUUCUCCAUCGUGGUUGGAGGCUGGCCACUCAAGGCCAGGUCAUUCGAGGCCGGCCCACCCCAGGUACUGGCAUGUUCUAAAGUGCCAGCGCUCUUGGUCUAAGUCUCCUCUCUAGGCAGGCGGGGACCCACCCUGGGGACAGCCUGAUUUAGUUUCUGCUCUGGAGAUAAGUGGCUAGAACCAAGAUGCUGUGAAGGGCCAGCCUCACCUUGUCCUUUCUUUGUCAUGACUGUUGAGUUCUUGGCCACGCCCAUCACUCCACAGCACAAUGCCUACCAAAAUACCCCCACCUACCCUGAUGCGGGUGCCAGUGCCAUUAGCUUAGGGCAGCACUUUCCAAAGGGUGCCCUGUGGGACAGCAGCCUGCAAGAUGCUUCGGUGGGGAGAUAGGGGAAGGGUUUCGUGGUCCGAUAAGUUUAGGAAGUGCUGCAUACUCUGCCCCCAUGUUGGACAUUCACAAGGGCCAUUAUCGUCGUUGUAAAGGCUCUGAUAAAAAGCUUCUCGCUGAACCUUCUUUAACCCAUGUUUCCUAAAUAUAUUUGACCACAGAACCCUUUUCUUAAGGAUAUUAACCCCCAAGGAACCACCAGUUCCUCAAGUGCAUUUGGGAGCUGCUGCCCAGGAGCUGAAGGCCCUGGGGUGUGAGCUGGCCUCUCCCAACACCUAGCCCCAGAGCCUGGAGAGACCAGGUGCACGUGCCACAGCCCGUGGGCAUCGGCGCGGCUUUGGCCCCCAGGGGCCGGACUCUGUGUGACCUAAUAGGUCAUUUCCAAGUCAGCUGUUUAUGGAUAUGCAUUUCAUGGGACAAUACAGAUGACAUGCC
Messenger RNA from Nycticebus coucang (slow loris), 2035 nucleotides. RefSeq names its product phospholipid phosphatase 7 (inactive) (gene PLPP7). The transcript has 2 exons. Lineage: Eukaryota; Metazoa; Chordata; Mammalia; Primates; Lorisidae. Gene Ontology annotation, molecular function: sphingosine-1-phosphate phosphatase activity. Gene Ontology annotation, cellular component: nuclear envelope. The record is from RefSeq and is a predicted model, not a curated record. The coding region runs from base 309 to 1127 and encodes 272 amino acids.